Messenger RNA from Physcomitrium patens, 5559 nucleotides. RefSeq lists its product as uncharacterized. The record is from RefSeq and is a predicted model, not a curated record. NCBI's taxonomy places the organism in Eukaryota, Viridiplantae, Streptophyta, Bryopsida, Funariales, Funariaceae.
ACCCCCCCCUUUCCCGCGCUCUUCGCUCCCCUCCCGCAAGCCUCGACCGCAUUCGAUUUGCCGUCGAUGAGCCAACUCCGCCAAUUUCCUGUCUAUUUCUGCUCCUGUUGAUGCGGUUCUCUUUCACCUUCCUAACGAAUGUCGCUCAAUUAUGCAAAUAUGGAAGAGGAGGAGGUGGCUGUAAGUUGUCGAGAUGGAGCAUAUUCCAGACUUAAUUUACCGGAAAGGAUUUGUUUGGACACCCGAGAUGUUAUGGUCUUUCUGGAUGUUUAUAUUAACCGGGUUACCUGAGCAGACAGUGCUUAGAAUUCCUAUGUGCGACUUAUUCGACCCCUUCCUUUUCAUCAAGUUCAAGGCUGUUAUACUCUGCCAUCUCUUAUGGAACCUUACUCGGAAUCAAGAGGCUUGUUACUUCGUGUAGGAUUUAUGCGGUUUUGCUGCCUACUCCACGAUAGAUGAUUGUCCUCAUGGUUGGGAAUGGAGAAUGAAGUAUAAAUAUCUCUUAUUACCUACAAACAGAGCUUGUUGCUGUCGUUAACGGGCUAUCAAGUUGGUGAUCUAUGUGAUUGGUAGAGGAGGUGGUUCUGAUCAGACUUGUUCUGAUAUUCUCUUGUGCGGGUCUAUCGAAAAGAAUCUAUAAUUUUUAUAGAUCUCUCAAAGCUCCUAAAAUCCUGUGGUAAAAGCUGGAAAGUCCACUUUUUAAUGCUCUGGAUAUUGGUGCAAUUCUGCAAAGAAUGACUGAGUGGCCUAAACUCCAUGCCAAAGCUUCUGUUGAAGUGCGGUAUGGCGGCUUGGGGGUGUUGUUUCAACUCAAAUUAUCGCGGACUCGUUAUUUCGCAAACUAACUAACAUGAAAUUGCUUCGCUGGACGGAGCCAUGGGAAAUUAUUUUCCCUCAAUGCUCUGAUGAACCGUACUGUCACAAUGUCCGUAGGUGUUCAGUGCUUGUACAUUCCAUAUUAUUCAGGCAUAGCUUAGGUGGCAUAUCUUGAAGACAGAAUUCAUGUAUCUCUGACCAGUCAUUAAGAUUCUUCGAUCUUUUAACAUCAACAUAUCAUCCAUCAAGAGAAGAGAUGUUGAAAUCUAAUCGAUCAAGCCAUCUGGCGCCGCUGAUAACAAGGCUCCAAGGAUGGGGAUAUGAUAUCAGUGCAGUGAAACCCGUCGCUAAAGUAGUUGAGAAGUUGGAUUCAGCAACUCUAUCGCUCAUUGAAAGGCUAGUGCAUGAUCUCACUCAGCUGAACGGAUGCUCACAUGACUUGAGAAAUCAAGUUAACACGCUCACAGGUGAACGUGAUAUUGAGAAGCAGUUGCUGGAUCGUUUGCGGGGUGAAAAUCAACGUCUUCUGAGAGAAAAUUCGGAGCUUCGCGCUCAAGUGGAGAAGAGAGUUACUCCAGAAAUAGUUGCAGAGUGUCAGGUAUCUCCGUCUGGUCAGACUGGAGAGGAACAGGUCCAACAAUGGAGGGCACAGAGCAUACAUCAGCUUCAAGAGCUGGAGAUUAUGAACCAAGCGUUAAGAUCAACUCUCAAUCUUCAAACAUUCGCUCCUCCUACUGUGGAUGAGAAGGCAGCAGGGCAGAUGACCAUUUCCAAGCCUCUGGAACCACCAGCGGAGCCUGUUUCGCCACCUGCUCCUAAGCCGAAAUCAACAUCUGUUGAGAAUCAAAAAAAGCUAGAGCUAAUUCGAGUGGCAGAGACUCGUUGUAAGAAGGUGGAAGAAGAAUUGCAGAAGCUGAAAGAUGGACAUUCUGCUCUUCAAGAACAGCUCGCUUCCACUAAGCUGGAAAUUUCCUCUAAGAACCGUGAAAUUCAAGAACUUCAAUCUGCAAACAGAAAAGCUCUACUUAAUGAGGCUAAGGAACAUUUGUCUGUCUGCAAGGGGAUUUCCUUUUUGAGGUCGGACCUUGAAAGCAUCGCUUCAGAGCUUCUAUUUCUACAACAGAUACAUGAGAAAGAAAAAGAAGAAAACAGAUUGUCAUUCCCCAAUACAACAUUAGACCCUACCUGCAAGCAGCACAUAGAGUAUGUAUUGCGGGAGUCCAACUUGGAGCAGAAGGUGAACAGCAUAAAAGGCUUCAUUUCUAAUCUAGACCAGAAAGAGAAGGAGUUGGUCAAAGAUAUGAAUGGCCUUGAUACACAGCUGGGACUUGUCGAUUCUGAAAGAACGCAACUACGAAAUUUAUUGGAUGAAUUAAGCAAGGACUUUCCCUCAGGCAUCAUGGCUCUAGCAGUUAUUCCUGAGGAAAUGAGGAGAAAGCAUUUGGAACGCCCCAGCUUUCCACAGGACGAGGACAAGAGCAGUGCAGUUCAUCAACAAAGAUUUACAAAGAUGAUGUUAUCCAUCAAAGGGAAGGAGUCCAUACAACGAAGUUUGGAAAAGGUUGAGCAAUUGAAAGCUAAGUUGGAUGACCUGGAAUCCGCAAUGGUUGACCAUGAAACAACUGUAGAAGCACUCCGUGCAGAACUGAGCAAAAAAAAUGAACAACUGGGAUUCAUUACAGAUGAGAAGGUGGCGGGAGAGGAAGCACUAGCAGCCAGUCAACUCGAAUGCAAUCAGCUAGCCACUUUAAUUCGAGAAAUUGAUGGAAGCAUGGCCCAGCUGACCUCUGCACUUGCAGCUCGAACCGUGGAACGGGAUCGGACUUCGCAGGAGACAGAGGCACGUAUUACAGCUGAGCAAGAAGUCCAAAAAAAGUGCAACUCUUUGGUACGAGAGUUGGAGGAGAUUCGCUGGAAGUAUUCACAGCUUCAAGGAGAUCAUUCAGGGUGCAGUCGAAGUCGUGAGGAAAGCUCUUUGAAAGUUGCCGACACGACUUCACAAUUACAAUUGUGCAUGCGUCGAUUGGAAACUGCUGAAAGAGACGUUGAACAAUUGAAAACUCUUAUAACUCAACUAGAUUCUACCAGAGAAGAGCUGGUUGAUAAGCUGAAAAACACUUUUGCGGAUCAGCAGAUGGCUGAACAACGUGUUGCAGCAAUGGACAUGGAGAUACGUAGGUUGUCCCAGGAUUAUGCAGAGAGGACGGGAGAGGUUAAUCAUCUCUGCGGGUUACUAGAUGCCGUAGGCAAGGAGCGCGACCAUCUGCAAAUAGAGGCGAGCGCACAAGCAGAGAGAAUUAUACAAAUGAACGACGAAAACGGGCAACUCCAAACUGAAAUGCAUUUUGUGAAGCGUAACCUGCAAACAGCUGAGCAUAGGCUUCAAUCGGGGCAGAAUCUGAUCCAACAAGCUGAAGCAGAGAUUGUUUCCUUGAAGUCUCAGUUAUCCAUGGAGGAAGACACCAAGAAGAACCUCGAUGAACGAUUAGGCACUAAGACUUCCCAGCUAAAUGCAAUCAAAGAUCUUCUCCAAGUAUCAAAUUCCGACAUCCAAAUGCUCAAGACAGAGAUUCUUCAGGUUGUAGCUGAGCGUGAGAAUGUCCUGAACGAGUUGCGGGAUGUGAAUUCUAAGCUACAAUACUGUGAACAGAUGCUGUGUGUAAAGGAGAAGGAAGAAGGGGAAAUCAUGAAGAUGUGUAGGGAUCUAUCUGAAGAAAACCAACAAUUGAGAGUGCAAAUUGUGGACCGUGACAAUCAGUUGCAAAGUCAGCGUUACCAAGUUCAGAGCUUAGAGGAGGCUUUCCAACGGUCACAAGCUCAAGUGAAGACGUUAGAUGAUGAAAAUCUACGUUUCAAUUCAGAUUUAAAAGCAUUGGAGAGGCAAGGAGACUUGAUGUCACGAUCGCUUGCUCAACAAUCUGGUCUUUUGAAUGACUAUCAAAAUGAAAAAGUUGCAUUGAUGGGUCAACUCAAUGCAAUGAAAGGGGCAACAGCAGAUCUGGAGGCAAAGAAUUCAGCUGCUAAAAGAGAUCUAGCUGCAUUGGAGGCAAAGCAGCAGCACGUCAACGAUAUGUUUGCUGAAAGUCAAAAGGAGAGGGAAGCAAUCACAUCAAGAUAUGAGCAAGAACAUGAAAGAGUGCGAGAGUUAGAGCAAUUGCUUACCUGCUUGCGUGCUCAAGAACAUCACUUAGAGUUGGAGAGCAAGGAAGCUGGCACAAAGAUUGCAAUGAUGCGUGAUCGUCUUAUUUCUUUGGAGGAUCAGGUACAAACAUUACAGAUUACCAGAGAUGCGCAAAACCAAGAGAUUAUGAGGCUGCAGGCUAGCCUAAAUACCAAGGAGACGGAAGAAAGAUUACGAGGUCGCCCUGUUGCCUCUUCCCCAUCCUUGUCAAGUCAUUCUAUGGACAUGCAAUUUCAUCAAAAUGCUGCUGAUAUUGCUGGUUCAAAGGCAAAGAUUCAUGACCUGGAAAUGAAGAACUUUUCACUUACAGGAGACCUUUCGAAGACGGCAAACCUCUACAAAGACUGUUUCUCUCAGUUACAGAAGGCAGAAACACAAAACUUGGAAGUGAGGAGGGAGUACGAUCAUGCGAUUUCGCUUCUAUCGAAGGUUGAUGAAGACAGGGUACAGCUGCAGCGAAAGUGUUUAGAGUUGGUUGCAGCAGCAGAUCGCGCACAUCAGCAGAAGUCAUGCACCCCCACGCACAGGGACUCUAAGCAAGCUGAUGCGUCCAGGGACAUCGACGCUUUGCAGAAGGAAUGUCAUCGGCUGAAGCAAGAGAGCAACCUGACAUCAACUUCUAGCGAAUCCAGUCGACUCGCUGGGAGCUGGCAAUGAGAUCAACGUAUGGUUGCCCUCUCUGAAGUUAGGCAUGGAUGUGCAGAAAGUUUGAAAGCAUCAUCAUUGAACGCACUUGCUGUUUGCAGGACCUGAUUCAAACAUCCUGAAUGUAAGAAGAGCUCCUGACUAAUUUCUCCCGACAGUGUAUGCGCUUCCUCUCCCCGGAUAUACCAUGAGCUUGCAAGCCAACAGAUAACAACGGCGGUGCGCUUGAGUAAGACGAAUCAAUUUCCUGGCUCCUUGGGGCGCCUACAAAGAACCAGUGCGCGGAAUGUGUUGCAUACAAAGAACCAGUCGUAUCCUAUGUAGCAUCAGACGUCGUGUCCCUCACCAAAAGACAUGGUCUGUUCAAUGAGAGAAUUAACUGUCAUCAUUGCCAGAGUCAGAUGCUGAUCCACUACAAGCCAUUACUUCUACAUUCGACUGUGAGGAGGCACACGAAUGGUCUACUGCGGAUAUGUUUGCAGGAGAUGUAAAAUAUUCAAGAUUUUGCAAGAAGUCAACAGCUUGGAAGGUCAUUCUCGACUUCACAUCUGAGUUUCACAUUGUAUACCCUUCUCACUCAACCACUGAUCGUCAGUUUUGAUAGUUGUGGCUGAACACACAUGGUGACGUUAGCGCGUAAAAAAAAGAACUUAAUAGAGGAUGGUGAAACUAUUAGUUAAGCAUAGCUUUAUUCUCCCUGGUUCAGAAGACCCUGGCAUCCUCAGAAAAGUAGUCUUCCCUUCAGGAAGAUGUUCACCGAAGUCGUGAACACGUGCACCAUUUCGAUUGAUUAUCGCAUCAGUCCAAGAGCUAUGUGUUCAUAUAGAAAUUGUCACAUACUCUAACAGAAGUUGGCACAGGCAUCUCAACAAUGGACACAUCCGUGUGAAAGUUUAUUAUGAAGUAGUUUUUUUGCA